AUGUUCGAACUAGGUUUAUGUACUGAUAUAACAUGCAAUGAUGAAAUGAAAGAAUUAUUUGAAUGUUAUUGUUGUUUACGUCUUGUUUGUUUAACUCAUUUAAUUACACAUCUUGAAGUAAAAAAACAAAAUAAACAACAAUUAGAUGAUAUUCGUAAUCAACUAAAUAUAGUUAAAAAUAAACUUAAAUUAAUUGUUGAAGAAAAACUAUUAACUAUUAAAUGCGAACAAAAUUUGAUUGAACAAGCAGAAAGAUUUCUCGAUAUGCCUAGCAGUUCAUUUGAUGAACUACAAAACCUUUUUGAAAAUAUUAAUCAAACAAUAGAAUCAAAUCAGUCAGAAGAAAUCAUGAUAAAAGUCGAACCAUUAUUAUCAGAAACUAAAUAUUGUUCUUGUAUUUGUAUAUGUAAUAAGCAAAAUAUGAAUUCCAAUGAUGGACCGAAAGAAUUGCAAAUCUCGAAAAAUGAUGAAAAUUUAAAUGAUAUCAAUCGUGAUUUUAUUGAUACUAUUGCACUUGAUGCAGCGACGACAACUACUGAGAAUCCACAUGUAAACGAAAAACAAGAACGUCGACAAAUAUCAUACAGAAAAUUGAUUGAUAAAUGUCCAUUAACAUUUGAUGGGGCAUAUGGUCUUACUAAAGCAAAUCAUUCUAUUAAAUUAUGUGAACAUCAAAGACACCGUCGAUUCUCUUUAUAUAGCCAUUUCACAAACACACAUCGAUUAAAAGAAGUUUAUGUCCCACGUUUAAUACGAGCUGUUGCCAAUAAUCAAGAUCCUAGGAUAACAAAAUUAUUUGAUGACGAUGAAGAUGUAAUCAAUCAUUUUUAUAAUGUCCCAUGUCCUUUUUCUUAUGAACAAAUCAAUUCAUCAAAAUAUACUGAAGAAAAUCUCGCCAUUCAAUCGUGCAGAAAACGUUUCGUUCCAUUUUGUAAAUUAAAAGCACAUUUACGACAGUAUCACAAGAAUUUAUCAUCAUAUAAUGUAGAUCCAAGUGAAAUAUCAGUUUCUGGUUUAUCUUCAGGUGCAUACUUUGCCACACAGAUACAAGUGGCAUUUUCAGCGUCAAUAAAAGGUGCUGGAAUCAUAGCUGGUGGUCCCUAUGACUGCGCAGCACAAAUGAGUUACAUAAGUUGUAUGCUCAACAGUAAUCCAUCCAUUACUCAAUCUAUUUUAAAUACAAAAUUGUGGAGUGGAAACAAAAUUGAUGAUAUAAAAAAUUUAGUAAAACACAAAGUUUAUAUGAUCUGGGGAACAUCUGAUCCAUUAGUAGGUGCUUCAGUAAUGACUCAAUUAUACAAAUACUAUGUGACCGAUGGUCAAUUUAUUCCAAGUAAAAAUGUUGUAUUUAAAAAUGAUUUAAAUGCUGCACAUACAUUUCCAACUGAUUUUGAUAGUAUUGGUAAUAAUGAUUGUGGAUUGACAAGUAUUCCUUUUAUUAGUAACUGUGACUUCGAUGGAGCAGGAGCGAUACUUGAACAUAUUUAUGGACCUUUAAAGCCAAGAAAUAAUGGAGUAUUGAAUGGGAAGUUUAUUGAAUUUAAUCAAGGAGAAUUUUUAAUGAAUUCGAGUGCUUAUGGAAUGAGUGAUACAGCAUGGAUUUAUGUACCUAAAAGUUGUUCUGACGGGACCAUUUGUAAAUUGCACAUUACAUAUCAUGGUUGUCAACAAAGUUACGAAAAAAUUGGGGAUAAAUACAUUAAAAAUACAGGAUAUAACCGUUGGGCUGAUACUAAUAAUAUUAUUGUUUUAUAUCCACAAACCGUUGCUACAAAUACAAUAGAUUCGACAGAUGGAGAAUUAACUCCAAAUGUACACGGUUGUUGGGACUGGAUUGGAUGGUACGGAAGUGACUUUGAUGUUAAAAGUGGUAAACAAUCAAGUGCUAUGAAAAAAAUGAUGGACCGUAUAACGAGUGGUUUCAAUCCGAUAGAUCGGUUCACUGAACUUCAGAUUCUUACUACUACACAUAAUUCAGUUUCUCUUUCAUGGAGAAAUGUUUUAAGCGCAAACGGAUACAAUAUAUACAGAAAUGGUAGUAAAAUUAAUAAUGAAAUCAUAAGUGAUACGACAUUUACAGAUAAUAAUUUAAAUUCUGGUACAAUAUACACAUUUAUUGUCAAAGCUAUUUCAUCGACAGGUACGGAAAGUAUCGCUUCAAAUUAUGUUACUGCUAAAACAAUAGGUAAUUCACCAGCUGUAGCAAUACCGAAUGGCUUAAUAGCUACAUAUAUUACUGGUAAUUCGAUUACUUUGAAAUGGAAUUUAGUUUUAGAUGUUGCAACAUAUAAUAUUUAUCGUAAUGGAAAUAAAGUAGCAGAUGUUAAACUCACAUCAUUUACUGAUACAUGUUUAAAACCUGCAACGAAUUAUCGAUAUCAAGUUUCAUCGGUAAAAGAUUUAAUUGAAAGUGAAAAAUCGAUUGAAGUCAAAGUUAAAACACUUACUCUUAAUGUAUGCUUUAAUGAUAACAAUUACAAUCAUAUAAUUUCAGGAAGAGCUUAUCAUAGUAUGAAUGAUGCACUACCUGUUGAUACAAAUCAAAAUCGAGAACUUUAUAAUAAAUUUCAAAGAACAAAAGAAAACGAUUGCAUUAUUGAAUAA
Rotaria sordida is the source of this 2604-nucleotide messenger RNA. Lineage: Eukaryota; Metazoa; Rotifera; Eurotatoria; Philodinida; Philodinidae. The record is from the annotation of a GenBank genome assembly.